This is a messenger RNA of Colletotrichum scovillei, 1609 nucleotides long. Its product is annotated as chitinase. The record is from RefSeq and is a predicted model, not a curated record. Gene Ontology annotation, biological process: carbohydrate metabolic process. Gene Ontology annotation, cellular component: extracellular region. The transcript has a single exon. Gene Ontology annotation, molecular function: chitinase activity. Lineage: Eukaryota; Fungi; Ascomycota; Sordariomycetes; Glomerellales; Glomerellaceae. Bases 136 to 1185 code for a protein of 349 amino acids.
GGUUAGCUCUCCCAAAGCACUGGCGCAUGCAACCGCCCGAUCUUCCACCAUCCCACGCGUCGCGUCUGUCGUUCCAAUCCCAUACGGAAGCCCUCGAUCCUCGCGGGAUCGAGGUAGCCAGCCUCUUUCGCUCCAAUGCCGCCCGUACCGCCUCAGCCUCUCCCGCGGGUAAUCACCUACUACCAAACACACCACACGCCCGACGGCAAGCCCAUCUCGAUCCUCCCCCUCCUUACCCAAGGAGGGAUCAGCGUCACCCACGUGAUUCUCGCGGCGAUACACAUUAACGAUGAUCCCCAUGGCCUCACGUUGAACGACCAUACCCCCGAUAACCCGCGAUUCCUAACACUAUGGGCUGAGCUACGGGUGCUGCAGGCCAGCGGUGUCAAGGUACUUGGUAUGCUCGGCGGCGCUGCCAAGGGCUCCUACGAGAGGCUGGAUGGGGACGAGGAGAAGUUUGAAAAAUACUACAUACCCUUGCGCGACAUGCUUCGCUCACGAGGGCUGGAUGGCAUCGACCUCGACGUCGAAGAGGAGAUGAGCCUAGGCGGUGUUAUACGGCUCAUUGACCGUGUGCGACAAGACUUUGGCAAGGACUUCAUCAUUUCUAUGGCGCCCGUGGCCGCGGCGCUGCUGAACUCCGAGAACAACCUGAGUGGCUUCGACUACGAGGCUCUGGAGGUCAUGCGAGGGAAGGAGAUUGCCUGGUACAAUGCUCAGUUCUACUGCGGAUGGGGCGACGUCAGCAACCCGAUCAUGUACGAGAUGAUCCUAGCAAAGGGCUGGGCACCGGAGAAGGUCGUCAUGGGUCUAGUCACAAAUCCCGAGAACGGCGGCGGAUGGGUUCCGUGGGAGAUGCUCGGCGCUGUGCUUCUGACGCUCCGAAAUCGUUAUGCGCGGUUCGGAGGAGUCAUGGGAUGGGAGUACUUCAACAGCUUGCCAUCUGGCCGAGAGAAGCCCUGGGAAUGGGCAAAGUGGAUGACAAUGAUGUUGCGAGCAGACCAUACACAUCACUCACUGGGACCAGUCCAAGGCUCUGCCCCUGUGGAUUCUACCCAGCCUGUCGCGCAGGAAGUCAAGAAGCACUUGGUGGAUGAAGUUGAUCCGGACGGCCCCAACAGCAAAGACGCACCACUGCCCACCGCCUUUGAGUACUAUUCGGAUGGCAACAUGGAUGAUGAUUGAGAUAUUUCGAGUGUUUCUGGAAGCCAACUGCAUCUCUCCGCAACCAGAGUUGUCUUCCAGAAGAGAGGGGAUGCACAUGACGAGACCAAAGAUUAGUGACGCUCAGCUACGACCGCACAAACCGAUGAUAGAAUAGAAACGUCGACGUCCAAGUGAGAUAGAGGAGGCGUUACGAGAACAGCAUUGCUUUUGUUCAUGGCCAUACCCACACUGUUCAAGAAUGAUCGUCUUUAUCCAAGAGAUGCUCGGACAUCGGGAUAAUUCUGCCGGGGUACAUGAAGGCCAUGCAGGUCUCCUUCCGGGUAAAUAAGCUCUGAUCUGGCUUGGCAAUCUGCAACCUUUGGGUUCGAGUAGAAAAUGAUUCGUCCGCUUGCACAACUGCACAGGAUCAUUCCAAGACCACGCGAUGCUCUCUUACCUCGUC